This is a messenger RNA of Glycine soja, 1485 nucleotides long. Its product is annotated as serine/threonine-protein phosphatase 7 long form homolog. Lineage: Eukaryota; Viridiplantae; Streptophyta; Magnoliopsida; Fabales; Fabaceae. The record is from RefSeq and is a predicted model, not a curated record. Gene Ontology annotation, biological process: meristem maintenance; meristem development. The transcript is spliced from 4 exons. Bases 1 to 1485 code for a protein of 494 amino acids.
AUGGCAUCUUCGUCGUCAUGCUCAUCGAGCAUACAAACUAGGUCUGGUCCAGUUGAUGGUGAAGUCUUGUGGAUGCAACCCAAGCAUGUUUCAGAACAUGUUUGGAAUGGGGAACCAGAUAGAAAAUUACACAUUAGACGAGCAGUGCCGACAUAUCAAGGUGAAGAACAAAUACCAGAGGAAAUUGUUCCUCUACUUCGGCAAUGUGGGUUUUAUUGGAUCAUGAAGAUGAGAUACCUAAAGAUAAAUGCAGCCUUAAUUAGUGCGUUCAUUGAAAGAUGGAGGCCCGAAACCCACACGUUUCACCUGAGAUGCGGAAAGGCUACCAUUACUCUCCAAGAUGUGUCAAUUUUAUUAGGUCUGCGUACUGACGGGGCACCAUUAAUUGGUUCGACAAAUCUUGAUUGGGCCGAUUUGUGUGAAGAAUUAUUAGGAGUCAGACCACAGGAAGGCGAAAUUGAAGGCAGUGUGGUCAAAUUAAGUUGGCUGACUCACCAUUUUUCUCACAUAAAUAUUGAUGAGGGUAACGUUGAACAAUUACAAAGGUUUACCCGUGCGUGGAUUCUUCGAUUCAUAGGAGGUGUCCUCUUUGUUAACAAAAGUAGUAGCAGAGUUUCCUUAAGGUACCUACAAUUUUUACGUGACUUUGAACAGUGCAGCACGUAUGCGUGGGGACCUGUUGUGCUUGCGUAUUUAUAUAGAGAGAUGUGCAGCGCCACCGAUUACAAAGUUAAAUCAAUCGGAGGUAUGUGCAUCUUAAUCCAAAUGUGGGCAUGGGAACGAUGCACCACUUUAGCUCCAAAGAGGACACCUCCCGUCAUAGAAAAUAAACCACUUGGACACAGGUGGCUGCGACGUGGAAAUCAGCAUAUCGGCAAUGAUGAUCUUAGAGUUUUUCGUCGCAAAUUGGAUCUGAUGAAACGACAUGAGUUUGUCUGGGAGCCAUACACACCAACUGUGAUGGCAGCUCUGCCUCAAAUUUGUGUGGUUGGAAGUGUAGCCUGGUUCGCGAUGGUGCCACUGAUUUGUUUUCAUGUUGUUGAGUGGCACCAACCCGAUAGGGUUUUACGACAAUAUGGAUUGCAACAACCUAUUCCCGGGUGUCCUUCGCAACCGCAGAAUCUCCAUGGCAUAACGCUCAAAGGCAAACAAGAUGAGAAUUGGUUCCACCUGUUGGCCCCAAUCAUUAGUCAGUGGAAUAAUGCAGCUCAGUUUAGGGUCGACGUUUAUCCUCGACAAGAGGGCCUACUGGGUUUUAACUCGGACUAUAUGGGAAGCGCUGGUUUGACCAGCGACUCCACCCUGCAUGGCCAAAGCGCCAUUGCAGGUGGCGACAUCACUGCUGUCGCCAGUGGCAGAGGCGACACAGCCACGUGUCGCGUGCCUGAGUGUGGCACUAUUCAUGCUAGCGAUUUGCAUGAAAAAUUCCACUGCUGCUACGUAAAAAACAGCACCCCUGUGGAAAUUGUUUACAAAGAGCCCUAG